AUGGCCUCUAGUAGCCGUCGCGUGCUGAUGCUACUCCCAACUCCCCCCACUAGCGGUGGUUCCACUCCUAGUGGCAGGACAGAUCGGAGCUUUCCUAGUCCUGCUACUCCGAGGACAGAACGGGUUUUUCCCAGCCCCACUAGCCCAAGGGCAGAGCGCGCAUCCCCAACUUCCCCACUCAGCAGUAGCCCCUCCCAUAUUGACGGGAUAGAGCACAGCUUAUCCAGUGCCGCCAACCCAGGUGCAGAACAUGGCUCUCCACGCCCCGCCAGUCCAGUGGCGUCGAGCUCAACCCCGGUAAACACUGUUAAUCUAAACGAGUACCGCCAAGAUCAAGCCAUUUUCUCUCGUGCGGCUAGGUUCGCCGUAAAUGGUGGGGAAUUCAGCGCUGUCCGUGGAGUGAAGAUUGUAAUCAACCAAGGCCCUCGAAGGCCAAGGACACAUGAUGAACGAAGACGUCCACCCUCGGACACUCCGUCAUUUUCGUCCACUACCGCGUCGUCGGAGAGCUCCACAACCACCUGGCAGAGCUUCUCCCGUGAAGCUGUCCCAGCCACUGAAGGUGCAAGGCGAGGAGGUUCUGUUCGCAGGGGCGUUCCUGACGUCCCUCGUGAUUAUGUACCUCCCCGACAGGACCUUCGUACAUAUGCCAACCCAGCCGAUGAGGCAGAUGUUGCGGCUGCCCACGAAGCAGCCUCCAAUGCUCGUAUAGCUCUAUGGAGGGCCAAACGACAGGAACUCGAGUCACUUGAAGAUCGACUGAGGCGACGCGAGAAGGAACUCGAAACUCGGGCUGAGGCGCUUGAUCAGCUCGAACACCAGCUGUCUCAGCAACGAGCUUCGGAGUUGCUGGCACAAAGGAGCUUGAAGCAGGAGGCAACCUCGUCCCUGACACGGAGGGACCUUGAGGUGGAACAACCUAAUGGCUCAUCGAGCAAUGCCGAUAUCCAAGGGAGCUCCCAGAUGGACACGAGCCUUGUAGCAAAGGAGGAGCCGCGUAGCCUGCAGCAAAGUAACUCUGCGAUGGACGCCACGAUCCAACAUCCCCGCGCGGGUUCAUCGACUCCACCUAAACGUCCACUGCCCCCCAUUCCGAAGCCGCGACCUCCUCCCAUUUUAGUCGUCGACUACGAAGACUUUCUUGACGACAUGGCUCAAGAUAACGGAGCCAAGGCGUCUCCCCCAUAUGCGAAGGACCAUAUUCAAGGGCCUUCCCAAGAUGCGGACUCGGGCAGCACACACAUCUCCUCUUCUAAGUCCACCAUGGAUACGGUUUACGAGGCUUUCGACGACAGCCCCCCUGGGUACUCCGACUGGCCUCCCUCCGAGUCUACAGCCCCGACUGGCAGCAGGAUCCCUUCUUACCAUUCUGGCUUGGGCGAGCUGACUAAAUUCUGGAGAGAGCUCGAGAGUAACAAAUUCAAAGGCAGUGAAGAAGGGAAUUGUACGGAGAGUAACAUCGCCGAAAUAUCGGACGGGUUACCGGCCUUCGAGCCGCUUCGAGACGACGAGAGUAUCCCAGGGCAGUGCCAGCUUCCGGUCGAAGUCCCGCAUCAGGAGUCAGAAUGGGAGAGGGUCGUCGUUCUGUCGUGGUUGAUAAAGACGCUGAUCGACAACGAGCUAGAAUCUCACGAUUUGGUGCGAAUACUCUGCGAGCAAGUCGAUAGCAAUGAGCAGACGGCUCGUGAUGCGGCGAGAGAACUCAAGAAACAUCUGGAGCAGUCAGAAGCUCUGGAGGCUCCGCUGGCGAUACACCAGGUACUAUACGCGAUCCAGGCAAGCUGGUCCCUGGCACAGAAGAGGAUGUACUGGAAAACUCAUUGGAAAAAUGCUAUUUUUGCAGCUGCUAUCAAUCUUGCUACAGCGAUGUUCGCCCCACUUCAGAGAGUCGUUAAAGAGCGACUCCUACACGUCGUCGGAGCUAUCAUCCAUUCGAGCGAACCUGAAAUUCUAUCCAACUCGCUCCUCCCGACGUUAUGGAAUAGGUUUAAACCUUCCAACAUGCCGGAAAGUGGAUCACCGCUCGAUCCGGAAUUUAUAGGCCUGCCACCGAACCACAUCAUACAAGUUGGAAAAGCGUUUUAG
This is a messenger RNA of Coprinopsis cinerea okayama7#130, 2085 nucleotides long. RefSeq lists its product as hypothetical. Bases 1 to 2085 code for a protein of 694 amino acids. The transcript is spliced from 9 exons. The record is from RefSeq and is a predicted model, not a curated record. NCBI's taxonomy places the organism in Eukaryota, Fungi, Basidiomycota, Agaricomycetes, Agaricales, Psathyrellaceae.